AUCUACCUACGAAUCGACAUCCAUCUUCUCGACGACGACGACAUCCUCGUCGCUCGAGAGCUCCUGCACCGUGACGUACUUGCCAAUGUCCUCCUUCUUGAUGACCUUCUCCUUGAGCCACGACGUGGUGCCCUUGGGGAAGCGGUAGUCGCGCUCCUUCUGGCCGCGCUCGUUGGGCUUGAUGUAGUUGCGCAUCAGCUCCGUCGGCUUGUCCUUCUCGAUCACGCACACGUCGACGUUGCUGCCGGACCCCAGGUCGUUGAAGAUACCCGCCUUGAUGGCCUCCGCCGCGAGCGCGAUCGCCUCCUCCCGGUUCAGGUUCGGCUUCCAGUUCGACUCGAAGACUGA
This is a messenger RNA of Rasamsonia emersonii CBS 393.64, 348 nucleotides long. RefSeq lists its product as uncharacterized. The transcript has a single exon. Lineage: Eukaryota; Fungi; Ascomycota; Eurotiomycetes; Eurotiales; Trichocomaceae. The record is from RefSeq and is a predicted model, not a curated record. The annotation marks the transcript as partial.